This is a messenger RNA of Procambarus clarkii (red swamp crayfish), 1206 nucleotides long. The record is from RefSeq and is a predicted model, not a curated record. NCBI's taxonomy places the organism in Eukaryota, Metazoa, Arthropoda, Malacostraca, Decapoda, Cambaridae.
GAGGAGGAGCCGCAGCGUCAGUACACACCUGGACACGGCAGCUACGGUUACCUUCGAAAAGCAGACCCUCACACCAUGAACACCUUCAUCCUCUUCUCUCUCCUGUGCCUCGUCGUCGCCAGGUGUUCUGGACUAUCAUGCGUACCUUGUAACCCCAACGACUGCCAGGACCCCGCUACCCUGAACUGUUCAUGGGGAACUGUCAGAGAGGCGUGCAGCUGCUGUGAGACAUGCGGCGGGGGCCCCGGGGCGGUCUGUGGAGGUCCUUGGGACAUAAAAGGCAAAUGUGGCAGCUGCCUUGUUUGCAACAAGAAAACUGCAGAUGCUGAUGGCAUUUGCGUUCCCGUCAAGUCCCAUAGAGCCUGCAAGACUUCCACCACCGUCUACCGUUGUGUUCCUAGCUAUCCAUAUAAAACCGAGCUAUUGACAUCUUUUGAAGUCACACUGGUAAUAAUUAUGAAAUCAUCAUCCCUCAUGUUGAUGGAUUGUGCACGGACUCCACCUGAUUGUUUAGAGUUGUGUCGGAGUGUUGUGUCGAGGAGUCUCCACCAGACUGGCGCCCGGGUCAACAUUGCUGCAGGUGACCAUACUGAACAUUGUGAGGCUACGUUAACCCUAGCAGACGUGAACAGUCAGGACUCUGUGACCCCCAACACCAUGAACACCUUCACCGUCUCUCUCCUGUGCCUCGUCGUCGCCAGUUGUUCAGGGUUGAAAUGUGUGCCUUGUGACCCCAACACGUGCCAGGACCCCGCUACCCUGAACUGUUCAUGGGGGACUGUGAUAGAUGCAUGCAAGUGCUGCGAAAUAUGCGGCGGGGGCCCCGGGGCGGUCUGUGGAGGUCCCUUUGACAUAAGGGGCAAAUGUGGCCGCUCCCUCGUCUGUGACAAGGAAGGCGAAUAUGGUGAUGGUAUUUGCGUUCCCGCCAAGUCUCACAGAGCCUAGUGUCACCGUCCGGCAAGCGACUCUUCCCAGCUGGUAAAGUAAGCCAGCACCACCUUCCAGCUGGCAAAGUACCUCUACAAGAGAAACAUUCAAGUGCUACAACAGGAAAUUAUCACGAAUAUCUCAAUCUAUGUACGUUGUCACCAUAAUAAUAAGUGGAACUAUUGUGACGUGAAAGUUGUUCCAAAAUAAAUACCAAAUUGUGAAAUCUUAUUAUGUACAACUAUUUCUAAAUUAUAAAUAAAUUUUUUAUGAAAUGUA